Oryza brachyantha (malo sina) is the source of this 2213-nucleotide messenger RNA. RefSeq names its product alpha-1,3-arabinosyltransferase XAT2-like. The record is from RefSeq and is a predicted model, not a curated record. NCBI's taxonomy places the organism in Eukaryota, Viridiplantae, Streptophyta, Magnoliopsida, Poales, Poaceae. Bases 133 to 1788 code for a protein of 551 amino acids. Gene Ontology annotation, molecular function: glycosyltransferase activity. The transcript is spliced from 3 exons.
UUUGAAAGCGGCGCGCGAACCGCCGUGAGGGCGAGAACGCCUCGUUAAGCUCUGCGCUGCUCCGUGUCUCGGUUCUCUCCGCCGCAUCCUCUGCACGAAUUGCUGUAGUUUUAAGCUCGUCGAUCGUCGGCGAUGAAAGGCGGCGGCGGCGGGGGUGGCGACAAGCCGGCGGGCGGCGGAGUAGCGUCCCUGCUGCGGCUGGAGUCACAGGGGUCGCUGAGGCGUCUGUCCGUCGCCGCCGGAUUCUGCUGCUUCUUCUUCCUCCUUCUCGUCUUCCUCCUCUCCUCCGGCCACGACGCCAUUGGCCUCGACGUCCUGGGAGCAAGGGCGUCGCUGCGGCUGCGCGCCGCGCCGCCGCAGGGACAGGGAGCGAGCGAGAGCCACGGCGACCUCCUGCAGCAGAGGAGCAACGCCGCCGCCGCGGACGACGAGGCAGCCAAAGAACGCGUGCACGUAGCCAAUGUGGCCAACCAAACGGCGGUGGCCGGAGCGCGGACGACGAGUGACGUGGAGAGAGAAUCGGAGAUGGUGCCGGCGGCGAACUCCGACGGCGACGGCCAAGCGGCGGCACCAGGGGACAACACGACGCGUUCAGAUCGCCUGGACCAGCCGCGACCGCCGCUGUGCGACUUCUCCGACCACCGCAGCGACGUCUGCGAGCUCUCCGGCGACAUCCGCAUGGACGCGAAUGCCUCGUCGUUCUUCCUCGUCGUCGACCCAGCGAGCGCCGGCGCAGGCGGGGCGACGUACAAGGUGCGGCCGUACGCGCGGAAGGGCGACGCCACGAGCAUGGGCCGCGUCACCGAGGUCACGGUGCGGACGACGACGACGGCGGCGCCGCGGUGUACGAGGACGCACGCGUCGCCGGCGGUGGUGUUCUCGAUCGGCGGGUACACGGGCAACCUCUUCCACGACUUCACCGACGUGAUCGUCCCGCUGUACAACACCGCGCGGCGGUACCGCGGCGACGUGCAGCUCGUCGUGACCGACGCGGCCCGGUGGUGGCUCGCCAAGUACGGCGCGGUCCUGCGCGGUCUGUCGCGCCACCCGCCGCUCGACCUCGCCGCGGCCCGCGCCGCCGGGGAGGUGCACUGCUUCAGCCACGCCGUGGUCGGCCUGCGCGCGCACGGGGGGGAGCUCACCAUCGACCGCGAACGCAGCCCCGACGGGCUCGGGAUGCCCGGCUUCACGCGGUUCCUCCGGCGCGCGCUCUCGCUGCCCCGCGACGCGCCCACGCGCCCCGGCGGCGGCGGCGCGCCCCGGCCUCGCCUGCUCGUCAUCUCCCGCCGCGGCACCCGCCUGCUGCUCAACACCGACGCCGUGGUCCGCGCCGCGGAGGAGGUGGGCUUCGAGGCCGUGGUUAGCGGCGAGCUGUACGCGACCACCGCCGCCGACGUCGCGGACACGGGGCGGCGCGUCAACUCGUUCGACGCGGUGGUGGGCGUGCACGGCGCCGGGCUGACGAACAUGGCGUUCCUGCCCCCCGGCGCGGCGGUGGUGCAGAUCGUGCCGUGGGGCGGGCUGCGGUGGGUGGCGCAGCUGGACUUCGGCGCGCCGGCGGUGGCGAUGGGGCUGAGGUACAUCCAGUACGAGGUCGCCGUCGACGAGAGCACGCUCAAGGACAGGUACCCGCGCGACCACGAGGUGUUCACCAACCCGACGGCGCUGCACAAGAGGGGGUUCGCGUUCGUCAGGCAGACGUUCUUGAAACACCAGGACGUCGCCGUCGACAUCCGCCGCUUCAAGCCGGUGCUGCUCCAGGCGCUCCACAGCCUCGCCGCCUUGUAGCUUGUUACUGCAUACUCAGUAUAUAUAUGCACCGAAUUACCAAAAAUUAUUAUAACCUUAGGUUACAUUCGUAGCCGGAGCGGGCUCCGUAUAUAUGGUUUGGAUAUAGAGGCCGGGUUUAGUUAAUUCAUUUACUACAAAUUUAUAGCCGGAGCUAGUUAAUUAAGAUACGCUCUAUGAUUAAUUCUUCCUUGUAGGCAUUCUUUGACUCAUGGGGCUAACGUUAAUCACCCAACAUGGAAAUUAGAGGAUAUGAAAAGCUACAAUGCAUCCAACUAAAAUUGGCAAAAAAUACAUCAAGCUUCCUAGAAAUGAAAGGAAUAGAGGGUGGUAAUAUAUAUUUUAUUUGUACUCCUGUAAACAUUCCCAAUGGUGAUGGCUGGUGACAGUGAAUCUGCCACCUACCCCACCAACUCUCUAAUUAC